AUGUCACCGCUGCUCAGGGUGCCUCAUCCCCGCCGCUACAGACAAGUGGCCCAGUGGCCGACGCUGGCGACAGAGGCUAGCGGUGUUGACGCGAACGGGUUUGCUCAAACCUGGGGCCGCAAACUGCCCGACGAGCGCGGAGAAAGUGGCACGCGACCUCGCCGGAUCGCAGAGGCGCAGCUGGGGAACUUUCUCAGCCCAGCCCCCAGGGUGCUAGAGGGUCAGAAAGGACCCGCCUUGUCCAGCGGGGCGAAGCCCAUGACCCUGUUCCAGAUUCAGUUCCUGAAUGCCGUUGGAGAUCUGUUGGAUCUGAUUCCUUCGGUUUCUCAAACAAAAAAUUCCAGCCUGAAGGUUUUUAAGAGAUGGGACAUGGGACAUUGCUCUGCUCUCAUUAAGGUUCUUCCCGGAUUUGAGAACAUCUUUUUUGCUCACUCAAGCUGGUACACAUACGCAGCCAUGCUCAGGAUAUAUAAACACUGGGACUUCAACAUCAAAGAUAAAGACACCAGCAGUAGUCGCCUCUCUUUCAGCAGUUACCCAGGGUUUUUGGAGUCUCUGGAUGACUUUUACAUUCUUAGCAGUGGUUUGAUAUUGCUACAGACCACAAACAGCGUGUAUAAUAAAACCCUACUAAAGCUUGUGGUACCCCAGUCUCUCCUCGCAUGGCAAAGAGUUCGUGUAGCCAAUAUGAUGGCAAAUGAUGGAAGGCAGUGGGCAGAGAUCUUUUCAAACUACAACUCUGGCACCUAUAACAAUCAGUACAUGGUCCUGGACCUGAAGAAGGUAAAGCCGAAGUAUAGCCUUGACGCAGGCACUCUCUACAUUGUGGAGCAAAUUCCUACAUAUGUAGAAUAUUCUGACCAAACUGAGGUUCUACGGAGAGGAUAUUGGCCCUCCUACAACAUUCCUUUCCAUGAAAAAAUCUACAGCUGGAGUGGCUAUCCAAUGCUAGUUCAGAAGCUGGGUUUGGAGUACUCCUAUGAUAUGGCUUCACGAGCCAAAAUCUUCCGGCGUGACCAAGGGGACGUGACUGAUAUGGCAUCCAUGAAAUAUAUCAUGCGAUACAACAAUUAUAGGAAGGAUCCUUACACUAAGGGCGAUCCCUGCAAUACCAUCUGCUGCCGUGAAGACCUGAACUCACUUAGCCCAAGUCCUGGAGGUUGCUAUGACACAAAGGUGGCAGAUAUCUACCUCGCGUCAGCGUAUACAGCGUAUGCCAUUAGCGGUCCCACAGUACAAGGUGGCCUCCCUGUUUUUCACUGGAACCGUUUCAACAAAACUCUCCACAAGGGCAUGCCAGAGACCUAUGACUUUGAUUUUAUUACCAUGAAACCAGUUUUGAAACGUGACAUAAAAUGAAGGAGGGGAGCUGAGGGAAUAGAAGGGAAUAGAAGGUUGCAAAUAAGAUUCCAAAGGCACUAUUUUAGCUAUGCUUUUCCAUUCAGAAUUAGUCUUAAUAAAAUAUAUUAAAUUCA
Messenger RNA from Leptonychotes weddellii (Weddell seal), 1475 nucleotides. The record is from RefSeq and is a predicted model, not a curated record. Lineage: Eukaryota; Metazoa; Chordata; Mammalia; Carnivora; Phocidae.